GAUUUGAUUGACAGGAUGACACUAGCAGAGAAGGGAAGACAACUUGGAGAUCUCGCUUAUGGGGUCCCUCAGAUAGGGUUACCUCAGUAUGAAUGGUGGUCUGAAGCUCUCCAUGGUGUCUCUAACCAAGGCGGUGGUGUUCACUUUGAUCAAACUGUUCCUUCGGCAACUAACUUCCCAGCUAUCAUUCUAUUGGCAGCAUCUUUCAAUCAGUCCCUUUGGAAGAAUGCAGGCCAGAUUGUUUCAACAGAAGCAAGAGCUAUGUACAAUUUAGGACGUGCAGGUUUGACUUAUUGGAGUCCAACUAUCAAUGUAGUAAGAGACCCUAGAUGGGGAAGAAUCACUGAAACACCAGGUGAAGAUCCUUUUGUCGUUGGUACUUAUGCUGUAAACUAUGUGAGAGGUUUGCAAGAUAUUGAAGGUGAGGAGACUCCCAAGGACUUGAAAUCUAGGCCACUCAAGGUUUCUGCAUGUUGUAAGCACUACACAGCUUAUGAUGUGGAUCAUUGGCAGGGAGCUGAUCGUAUGUCUUUUGAUGCCAAGGUUUCUGAACAAGACAUAGUGGAAACAUUUUCUCGUCCCUUUGAGAUGUGUGUUCGAGAAGGGGAUGCUAGUAGUGUCAUGUGUUCUUAUAAUCGUGUUAAUGGGAUACCUACUUGUGCCGAUCCAAGGCUUCUGAAACAGACCAUAAGAGAUGAAUGGGGUCUGAAUGGGUAUAUUGUCUCAGAUUGUGAUUCAAUUGAGACGCUGGUUGAUAAACAUAAAUGGUUAGGUUUUGGCUAUGAGGAAGCUGUUGCACAAGUGCUAAAAGCAGGACUUGAUUUGGACUGUGGAGUUUCAUACACCAAAAACCUUGAGAGUUCAACAUUGAAUGGCAAAAUUAGAGAAGCAGACAUAGACAAGGCUUUAAACAAUGUCUAUGUUGUGCUUAUGAGGCUUGGUUUCUUUGAUGGCUCCAAUCCUUCCUUGACAUCUCUUGGGAAAGAGAGUAUCUGUUCUAAUGAACAUAUAGAGUUGUCUGCUGAGGGUGCACGGGAAGGAAUUGUCUUGCUUAAGAAUCAAAACUCUACAUUGCCUUUGAACAAUUUGAAUUUCAAGAAUAUUGCAUUGAUAGGACCACAUGCAAAUGCUACAUCCGACAUGCUAGGAACCUACAUAGGUGUUCCAUGUAAGGUGACCUCUCCUUUUGUUGGUUUCUCUGCAUUUGCAAGUGUGACAUAUUCAAUGGGAUGUACUAAUGUUCAAUGCCAAAAUGAUAGCAUGAUAUAUCCAGCCAUGGAAGUUGCUAAGAAUGCAGAUGCUACCAUUAUUGUGGCUGGGUUAAAUACACAGAUUGAGAAUGAGGGUUUGGAUAGAAUGGACUUGAACCUUCCUGGUUAUCAAAAUCAGUUAAUCAAACAAGUUGCUGGAGUUUCCAAAGGUCCAGUAAUUCUUGUUAUCAUGUCUGCUGGUGGUGUUGAUAUUUCUUUUGCUAAGCAAAAUGAUUCCAAAAUAAGUUCCAUAGUUUGGGCCGGUUAUCCUGGUGAGGAAGGUGGUCGUGCCAUCGCCGAAGUUGUCUUUGGAAAAUAUAAUCCUGGAGGAAAGUUACCAAUUACAUGGCAUGAAAAUGGCUACAUUGCCAAUCUGCCCAUGACAUCCAUGCCAUUGAGGCCAGUUGAUGAAUUGGGCUACCCAGGAAGGACUUACAAGUUCUUCAAUGGCUCUACUGUGUAUCCAUUUGGUUAUGGUCUCAGCUACACCCAAUUCAACUAUAAGAUACGCACCGCUCCAAGUCCUCUCCAUAUUACAUUGAACAAGAGCCAGCAUUGCCGUCGCCUCAGCUAUGGCAAUGAUAUGGGCAGACCAUUGUGUGAAGCUGUUCUCAUUGAUGAUUUGAACUGUUCCAGGUUGGAGUUUGGUUUUGAGAUUGAAGUCCAAAAUGUAGGGAAAAUGGAUGGUAGUGAUGUUCUCAUCAUAUACUCAGUUCCUCCGGCCGGCAUUAAAGGUACUCAUUCUAAGCAAGUGAUUGGGUUCCAGAGGGUCUUUGUGCCUGCUGGCCAGAGCAAGAAUUUAAAAUUUGUGUUCAACGCCUGCAAGAGCUUGAUGGUGGUUGAGAAGAGUAGUUACACUUUGCUUCCAUCAGGUGGGCACAUGAUCAUGGUAGGAGAUGGAUCAGCAGCUUCUUUUACUCUUCAAGUUGGUCUCCAUCCAAGUGCUGUAGAGAGGAUCAAGUGAUGCUUUUAGCCUUCUAUUUUUAUGUACUUCGUUUUUUUCAAAUGAGGAAUUUCAAAUUUACCAAUGUUUCCAUAUAGGUGUUGUUAUCAAUUUAAUGGCGAUAAAAGAUUGAGCUGUUUCAUGAAA
Messenger RNA from Macadamia integrifolia, 2340 nucleotides. Its product is annotated as probable beta-D-xylosidase 2. The transcript has 7 exons. The record is from RefSeq and is a predicted model, not a curated record. Lineage: Eukaryota; Viridiplantae; Streptophyta; Magnoliopsida; Proteales; Proteaceae. Gene Ontology annotation, molecular function: alpha-L-arabinofuranosidase activity; xylan 1,4-beta-xylosidase activity. Gene Ontology annotation, cellular component: plant-type cell wall. Gene Ontology annotation, biological process: xylan catabolic process; arabinan catabolic process. The coding region runs from base 16 to 2214 and encodes 732 amino acids.